This is a messenger RNA of Paraphaeosphaeria sporulosa, 2103 nucleotides long. Its product is annotated as MFS general substrate transporter. NCBI's taxonomy places the organism in Eukaryota, Fungi, Ascomycota, Dothideomycetes, Pleosporales, Didymosphaeriaceae. The coding region runs from base 143 to 2014 and encodes 623 amino acids. The transcript is spliced from 4 exons. Gene Ontology annotation, molecular function: transmembrane transporter activity. Gene Ontology annotation, biological process: transmembrane transport. The record is from RefSeq and is a predicted model, not a curated record.
GCAGGAGCAGCACACGGGCGCAGCGAUGCUUGACUCAGGCCGCCUUCACUCCGCCAUACGCGCUCUUGCGCUCGCCCUCGCUCCCUCCUCGUCCCCCGCUGCCUUCUAGCAUGCGUCUCCUGCUGCCACACCGCGCGCCGUCAUGACAGAACGCCGCCUACCAGUGAAGCAACUGGUCAUUCUGUCAAUAUGCCGCUUCGCGGAGCCCAUUGCGCUGACUUCGGUCUUCCCCUACAUCCCCGAAAUGAUGGAGAGCUUCGGCGUGGCUGAGAACGACAUCGCGCGCUGGGCUGGCUUCACCUCGGCCGUCUUCUCCAUCGCGCAGGCAGUCACAGGCAUACCAUGGGGCGCCGCCUCGGAUCGCUGGGGUAGGAAGCCUAUCAUCCUCAUCGGCCUCUUCAACACCAUGGUCUGCAUGCUGCUGUUCGGCUUCUCCACGUCCCUCCCCAUGGCCAUCACCGCUCGGGCGCUGCAAGGACUCGGCAACGGGAACGUGGGAAUAUUGCGCACGACAGUGGCCGAACUGUGUCCUUGGAAGGAGCUGCAACCUAGGGCAUUCAGUAUCAUGCCUCUGGUUUACACCAUCGGUGCCAUUUUCGGUCCAACGUUGGGCGGGGCGCUUUCGAAUCCUCUGCGAGUAGACCCACGAAAGCCUCACGGCGGCUCGUUCUUUGAGCGAUUCCCAUACAGCCCCCCGAAUCUGGUCGCGGCUGCUUUGUUCACCAUUGGUAUCAUCACGGGAUGGUUGUUCCUGAAGGAAUCCUUGGAGAAAAGAAGGCACGACCGCGAUCUUGGUCUGAUCAUCGGUGCCAAAAUAACAGUUUUCGUUCGGAAAGUAUUGCACAUACCCAAGAAACAGAAGAAGCUCAACGCCGAGCGAGAACCGCUGCUAGGUCAAGCGAAAUUGAUCAACGACGAAGAAGCGGUGCCCAAUGGGCCAAGUGCGCCAGAAGAAGAAGAAGGCAGCCCGAGAUUGAAGGACGUACUCACCUAUCAGACUAUCCUGAACCUGGUUGUGUAUACUCUGCUAGCUUUUUACACGCUUGCCUAUGAUCAGAUCAUUCCCGUUCUGCUGCACCAUCCGCCCAUGUCCAUCGACGAUCCAGAUGUCUCGCUACCGUUCAAGUUUUCCGGCGGCUUUGGAAUCGAUUCCAGGCGAAUUGGUGCCAUGUUCACAAUAUUUGCGAUUACCUCGAUGCUCACGCAGUUUCUCGUUUUCCCAUACCUCGCGCGAAAGUGGGGCGUUCUCUACUGCCUCCGAGUGGCCUUUUUGAUAUUCCCGGUUAUGUACUUCAUAACGCCAUUCGUUACUUUGAUACCCGAUCAAACAACAAAGGAGGUGGUAAUGGUUACAAUCCUCAUCAUCCGUGGUUUUGGUGGCACUUUUGCAUUCCCAACAUCGACGAUCAUGCUUACAAACAGUGCCACCAGUCUACGGGUUCUGGGCACACUCAACGGCUUUGCGACAAGCGUUUCGGCUGUGGGACGCGCAUUAGGACCAUUGUUUACCGGAAACCUCUUCACGUGGAGCUUGAAGAAAGGUUACAUUAUCAUACCCUUUUGGACACUGUCGUUCAUAUCGUUCCUGGCAUUCAUACCCACGCUUUGGCUGGUAGAAGGAAAGGGCUUUGGCGACGAUCCAGAUUCGGACGUUGAUAGUGUGGUGUCUGCCACAGCACCAUCCGAUGAUCUCAUCAUAACGCAAAACUUCGACGCUGUUUCCGAGUCUGACUAUGGUGAGCCAACGAAUCUCCUUUCGCACACGAGCACAAGAGAUAGUGAAGCGAUGACCACGGACGACGAGGAGUACUCUGGGAACGAGAGUCCAUAUGAGCGGCAUCAUGGGCGACGCGAUACUGCCAGCAGUGCAGGACUUGAUCGAACCCUCUCGCGAAGGGGUGUCAGACGAAGAAGUUCGGUACCUUUAGGCAUGGGUGUGGGGUUCAGAAGGUUGAGUUCGAAUAUUGGAAGUACAGGUAUCGGCGGCGGAGGUGCAAGCUGGGGCGGGACAUGAAAUCUGUAUUCAUAUGCGUCCAACAUGACGAUUGGUAUUGUGUCAGAUACCUACCCAACGUAGCAAGAUUUACAUCGCGGCGAAUGGUC